AAAAAAAAAAAAAAACCUGAAUUUUGCUCUCAAUGGAGUUCAAUCCAACGCCGACACAUUACAGCGGCGAUAGAGGCGCCGGCGGUAAGUUCAGGAAACCCCCGGCCAGGAAACCUCCGUCGACUCCUUACGACCGUCCGCAAACAUUGAAUCGGUCGGGUUCGGGUCGGGUCGGGUGGUUAUCGAAACUAGUUGAUCCGGCUUAUCGUAUUAUAUCCGGUAGCGCCAACAGGAUCCUCCCGGCGUUUAUAUCUAAUGCAAUUGCUGGAACUCCUCCUCCACUUGAAGAUGAAGAAGAUCCAGCAACAAUACAAGAUGUAGGGAAUGACGACAAAUGCACUUCAAGUUACGUGCUAUCCAGAUCUGCUGAAGGAAAGAAAGAGGAUCCAAGUAUGGGGAAAUUGAAUGUGAUCUCCGAAGAAGAGAAGCUGGAAGGAGAGAAACCAAAGAAUUCCAGAUCUACUGAAGGAAAGGAAGAGGAUCCCAGUAUGGUGAAAUCGAAUGGGAUCUCCGAAGCAGAGAAGCUGGAAGAAGAGAAACCAAAGAAUUCCUCUGAUAGCGGUGAAAUUUCCAGAAUUGAGCGAUUGAUGCAGGGGAAAUCAUUUUCGAGGGAUGAAAUAAUGCGUUUGACAGAGAUAUUGAACUCAAGGGUUAUCGAUGAUCAGGAAAAGAAAGCUAGUAGAACAGCUGAAGGAGAUAUUGGAAGGUUUGAUUUAACACAUGAGACACCUAGAAGACCAAAUGACAGGAAGCAGGAUGAAACAGACUUUGCUAUGCCAGGAACUUCAACACCUCUUCCCCAAACAAAUGUACGAGAUGAAGUUGGGGCAUCACCAAUUGAUAUUGCAAGAGCUUACAUGGGAAGUCGUAGGUUAAGCAAGGGGAAUGAUUCUUAUGGGUUUGUAUCCAAGGGAGAAGAAGCUCCUCCACAAAACAGGUUUCAUCCGCCACCUACGCCUAAGUCAUCGACUUGCUGGCCCGCUGCCAUGGUGCAAGAUCCGCAUGGCCAUUUUACUCCUCAGAAUCAGAGAGGACACAUUGUUGAUUUCCCGAGGACCCCAUACUCUAGAACUUUAUUGCCGAAAUCUAGAGAUAGGCAGACUCAGUCGCAGGCUGGUAGCAUGUGGUUAGAUCCCUCAGCAAAACCCUUCCAACAAUCUCAAUCAUCAAUCUACAGCCAGGAGAAGACUAGGACUGAUUUACCUCUUCCAAGCUAUGGAUCUGCGGGACCGAUUCGGCGGAUACGGAAUAAAUUUGGCUCAGAAUCUCGCCCUAGGAGAUCUAUUUUCCUGAAUUCGCCAAAUGCUUCUUCACCUUCAGAAAAAGUUGGUGCUUCUAAAUUGUUCUUGCCUCCUGCUGGAAAGAAUUUGGAAGUUGGUCAGACUAGUGGUGUCGAGAAGUCCCAGUCAGUGGAUCAUAGAGUAGGCAGGUCUGAAGAAGCUACGCCGCACAUAAGUUCUUCAAAUGAGACUGUAAGAAAAAUAUUAGAGCAACUUGAUAGACACAAGCCAACUCCUGCUGAAAAGGAAACUGAAUUGAAGUUGGCCAGCGAAUGGAAGAAAUAUCCCCGCAACGAAAUCUCUGAUUCCACUCCAAAUGGUAAAAUGAAAUCAUCACAUUUAGGAGAAUUUGGUAUGCGUAUGAACAAUAGUCUGGCAGCUAACCAAUCCUCCAAGGGAGGAGAUAUUGGAACAGUCAAUUGCGUGGUAUCUCAGGAGCAAACUCCGCGUGAAGCUGACACUGCUACGGAUGCUAGUGCUAAAGCUGCUAGUAUAGCUAGUGUGUUUGGUACGGCGACUAAAGCCGAUACUGUGCCUUCCUUCACUUCUAAGCGUGCUGAUUCCCAAGUUAAAAGUUUCUUUUCUGGUUCUCAGACUCCAAGUUUGCGCAAGGACUCCAUAGGCACUGAUGAUGGUCAGAAAGAUAAAGGUGCUACUCCACGGUGGCCUUUCCAUAAUCAAAGUAAUGGGCAGAAUGCUGCAACAUUAUCCAACUCCACGGGGUUUGAGCUACCAAGAAGUGCUCCUGGACAGGCCUCUGGGGCAAAACCUAAUUUGGCGUCCAUUUCCGUUAAUAAGCCCAAUCCUAAUGGGUUUGGAUUCACUUUUCCAAUCCCUGCAUCAUCUGGUGCACUCUCAGAACCACCAACACCGUCCAUCAUGCCAUCAUCCACGACCAGUGUCCUCUCUCAGCCGGUGGAUGCAUCCACAGCUCCAGUAUACAGCUUUGGCACUGGAAAAUCAGCUGAACGCCUAGUCUUCUCUUUUCCUUCUACGAGCAAUGCAUCUGUCCCCGUGGAUGCUUCAGAUCUUAAGUUUAGCUUUGGAACAGACAGGACAUCUAGACUGUCUUUUGGUGCAGUAGGAAAAGCAACAUGCUAAUUGAAGCUUUGUCAAUGAUGGGAACUUUUGUUUCAUAAUUUUUUGUGUUCUCACCCACAUUUAGGUUCUUGAUACUUGUCAUGUGCAACAGCUUUCUUUUUAGGAUAUGGAUCAAUACUAUAUUAAAAAUUUUAGUAAACACAUGAUUGCUGAUUGA
Messenger RNA from Lycium ferocissimum, 2538 nucleotides. RefSeq names its product nuclear pore complex protein NUP1. The transcript is spliced from 8 exons. Gene Ontology annotation, biological process: nuclear membrane organization. The coding region runs from base 33 to 2381 and encodes 782 amino acids. NCBI's taxonomy places the organism in Eukaryota, Viridiplantae, Streptophyta, Magnoliopsida, Solanales, Solanaceae. The record is from RefSeq and is a predicted model, not a curated record. Gene Ontology annotation, cellular component: nuclear envelope.